Molecule: messenger RNA, 6504 nt
Organism: Acanthopagrus latus (yellowfin seabream)
Lineage: Eukaryota; Metazoa; Chordata; Actinopteri; Spariformes; Sparidae
Gene: kif16ba
Product: kinesin family member 16Ba
Exons: 24
Coding region: 364-5877 (1837 amino acids)
Biological process (GO): microtubule-based movement
Molecular function (GO): microtubule binding; microtubule motor activity; ATP binding
Source: RefSeq, a predicted model, not a curated record
UUCUUUUUCUCAGAUGAUAGCUAGCUAACAGGCUAACAGGCUAACAGGCUAACUGCUACCCCACAGUGACCAUGGAUGUGAGCCGGUUCGCGCCGGGACGGCGACGCGGUGUCACCGGACAGCGAUAACAUCUGUCGGCGGCGGCGACCGUCUCUCCCCGGCCCUAUCAGUCCGGUGUGGACGUUUUGUGCGCAGUCAGUCGGUUAUCUGUGCGACUUUUGCCCUCCUUAUCCCGCAGUGGGGGAGAGUUGCCCGCUGAGUCUCAUGCUAGCUCGUUAGCCGGUUAGCUAGUUGGCUGUUAUAAAGCAGCGCCGGGUCACUGUGGAAGCUAACUGACCGGACCGGACCGCAGCGGGAUGUGCGAUGGCAUCGGUCCGGGUGGCUGUGCGGGUCCGGCCCAUGAACAGGCGGGAGAAGGACUUGACCGCAAAGUGCAUCAUCAGGAUGGAAGGGAACAAAACCUCCAUCACCAACCUGAAGCUCCCUGAAGGCAUCGCAGGGGAGUCGACGAGGGAUCGAACCAAAACCUUCACGUACGACUUCUCCUACGACUCCAUGGACAGUAAGAGCUCCACGUUCGUCUCCCAGGAGAAGGUUUUUAAAGAUUUGGGCUCCGACGUGCUGAAGGCUGCGUUCGAGGGCUACAACGCCUGCGUCUUCGCCUACGGGCAGACCGGCUCGGGGAAGUCGUACACCAUGAUGGGAAAUCCAGGAGAUCCGGGUCUGAUCCCGAGGUUCUGUGAAAGUUUGUUCAGCAGAAUCUCUGACGCGACCCGAUGGGACGAAGCCUCGUUUCGUACAGAAGUCAGCUACUUGGAAAUCUACAACGAGCGUGUGAGAGACCUGCUGAGGAGGAAAUCCACUCAGACCUACAACCUGAGAGUCCGAGAGCACCCGAAAGACGGACCGUACGUAGAAGAUCUGUCCAAACACCUGGUGCAGAACUACAGCGACGUGGAGGAGCUGAUGGAGGCUGGAAACAUCAACCGCACCACCGCCAGCACCGGCAUGAACGACGUCAGCAGCCGCUCGCACGCCAUCUUCACCAUCAACUUCACGCAGGCUAAGUUCGAUGCAGAGAUGCCCAGUGAGACGGUCAGUAAGAUCCACCUGGUCGAUCUGGCCGGCAGCGAGCGAGCCGACGCCACCGGAGCGACCGGCGUCCGACUGAAAGAAGGAGGAAACAUCAACAAGUCGCUGGUUACCCUCGGCAACGUCAUCUCGUCUCUGGCUGACAUGUCGCAGGACGGCGUGAACACCAACCUGAAGAAGAAGUCGGUGUUCGUCCCCUACAGAGACUCGGUGCUGACGUGGCUGCUGAAAGACAGUCUGGGUGGAAACUCCAAGACCAUCAUGAUCGCCACGAUCUCCCCCGCCGACGUGAACUACGGCGAGACGCUCAGCACACUGCGAUACGCCAACCGAGCCAAGAACAUCAUCAACAAGCCCACCAUCAACGAGGACGGCAACGUGCGGCUGAUCAGAGAGCUGCGCGCCGAAAUCGCCCGACUGAAGGCGCUGCUGGUUCAGGGCAACCAGAUCGCCCUCCUGGAUUCGCCCACAGCGCUCAGUAUGGAGGAGAAGCUGCACCAGAACGAAGCCAGAGUUCUGGAGCUGACGAAGGAGUGGACCAACAAAUGGAACGAGACUCAGAACAUCCUCAAGGAGGAGACUCUGGCUCUGAGGAAGGAGGGCAUCGGGGUGGUGCUGGACUCGGAGCUGCCUCACCUCAUCGGCAUCGACGACGACCUGCUGAGCACCGGCAUCAUCCUGUAUCACUUAAAGGAGGGACGGACGUACGUGGGCAGAGAGGACGCGUCCACCGAGCAGGACAUCAUCCUGCACGGUCUGGACCUGGAGAGCGAACACUGCAUGUUUGAGAACCAGAACGGCAAAGUGACUCUGGUGCCGCUCGGCGGCGCUCAGUGUUCAGUGAACGGAGUCCAGGUGACGCAGCCGUCGCAGCUCAACCAGGGUGCUGUGAUUCUGCUCGGCAGGACCAACAUGUUCCGGUUCAAUCAUCCGAAGGAGGCGGCCAAGCUGAGGGAGAAACGAAAGAGCGGCCUGCUGUCCACGUUCAGCCUCUCUAUGACGGAUCUGUCCAAGUCCUGUGAGAACUUGUCCACCGUGAUGCUCUACAACCCCGGGUUGGAGUUUGAGAGGCAGCAGAGGGAAGAGCUGGAGAAGCUGGAGCUGAAAAGGAGGCUGAUCAAGGAGAUGGAGGCGAAGCACCAGAGUGAGAAGGCGGAGCUGGAGCGGCUGCAGCAGGAGGUGGAGAGCCAGCGUAAGGAGUCUGAGGAGGUGCAGCAGCGGAUCCUCCGUCAGGAGGAAAGCCUCCGCCGCCGCAGCCAGGACAUCGAGAGCCGCCUGAAAGACUUCCUGGCCGAGAAGGAGCGCUUCGAGGAGGAGAGACGCUUAGAUAUCCAGGGGGCGGGCCUCCAGCCGAGGCACCACCAGGAGGAGGGUGAUGCAGAGGAGGAGCAGGACGAGGAGCAGCGGCGGCUUCAGGAGGCCGCAGAGCAGACUGAGAUCUACCGCGAGCUGGAGAGGCUGAAGAGGGAGCGCGAAGAGCAGAAGGUUCGUCUGGAGACUGAGCGGCGGCGGCUGGAGGAGCAGGAGCGGGAGCAGCUGAGCCUGGUGGGGAGGCUGGAGGAGCAGCUGAGGGAGAAACACGAGGCGGCCACCACCCUGCUGACCCGGGAGGACGCCCGCCGUCUGGAGGAGGAGCGUCGAGCGCUGGCUGAGAUCAGAGAAGCUCUCCUCCGUGCUAAAGAAACCGGAGAGCGGCCAGAUGUGGAGGAUGCCAGCGAGGAGGCGAGAUCUGCGAAGGCACGAUACACCGACUUCAAGGAGGCGCAGGUGAGGGAGCUGGGCCAGCUGGAGGAGGGACUCCUGCAGCAGAGGGAGCGCCUGGAGAAGGAGGUCGCUGCUGAGCAGAAUACACUGCUGCUCCUCGCCCGCAGCCUCAAAGAACGACAGCAGCAGCUGAAAGAGGAGCAGGAGAAGGGAGCGCUGGAGGCGACAGCCGUCUGCCAGGAGGAGCACCUGGUCAAACAGGCGGAGCACAGGCUGCAGUUCAAGGAGCGUCAGCUGGCCCGGGUGGCCGACGGCCUCCUGCCGGCUCUGGCCGAGGAGAAGCAGAGAGCCGUGGAGAUGCUGGAGCGCAGUGGCGGCGGGAGCAACGGGAACUGCGACAGUCCGCCGGGCCUCGACAACACGCUGUACCAGGUGGAGAAGGAGCUGGAGGACAAGGAGGAGAAACUGAACCUCCACUGGAACAGCGCUCAGCAGCUCCAGCAGCUGCAGGAGACCUACGAGUUCACGGCCAACGUGGCGCGGCAGGAGGAGAAGGUGAGGAGGAAGGAGAAGGAGAUCCUGGAGUCGAAGGAGAAGCAGCAGAGGGAGGCGAUGGAGCAGGCGGUGGCCCGGCUGGAGAGGAGGCACUCGGCCCUGAGACGCAGCGUCUCCAUGGAGCCCGACGCCGAGGAGCAGAGACACAAGAGCUCGGUCACCCGGAACCAGAGGACGGGCGCCGACCUGGACCAGCAGAGAGUGGAGCGGGAGAUCCAGAAGCUGAGGCAGCGGAUCAGUGAAGGGGAGGAGAACAACAGGACUCACUCCAUCAGCAGCGAGGAGAAGACGAGCUCCCCCGUCAGCCACAUCCAGAGUCUCAACACGCUGCUGCCGCUGUCAGACGACAGGAUCAACGCGUACAUCGAAGAGGAAGUCCAGCGACGGUUACGCAAGAUGAACCUCCUGAACGGCAGCAGCAGCAACAUGGAUCUGUCUCUGUCCUGCGAAUCCCUCAAGGAGGAGGAGGAAGUUAGCGACAGUAGCUCUGUUAGAUUAACAGACGAGGAUGAUGAAAAGCAGCAGAACAUUAAUCCAAGGAGGCUGAAAUAUGAGAGAGUCGGCGGGUUGUGGUCUAGCUUCCCACCGGAGCUCGAGGAAAACUCCCUCCUUCACAUCCAGGAAAACAUGCUGGACGAACGAGAGCCGAGCCUCUCGAAGCUUCACAGAGGAGACAAAUCCACAGCUGAAGCCCUGAUGGAGAAACAGGAAGUGCCUUACAGGGACGGAGACGAAAACAAAUGUUGGGAAGGGAGAGUGACGGAAUCUGAACUAGAUCGUUCUGACGACUCAGCAGAUAAAACCACCAACAGAUUUGAUGAAAAUGAGAAUAUCACUGAUAAGAAACGGAGCAGUUCUGCCUCCUGUGUUCCUGAUGAUGAUGAUGAUGAUGAUAAAAAGCUUGACGGUGGAGUGAAGGAGCUGCUGGUGGAUGAUCGCUCUUCUUCUGACUCAGAGGGAAAAGACAAACACCGAACAGCAGCAGGGACAGUAACAGUAAAAGAUGAAGAACCUUCCAAUGACAGACCCUCAAAUUUGCUGAACUCGGUCUUUGGCUACAUCCCGUCCACGCAGAAGUUAAAGGAAUCCAUUCGUGAGCAGAUAAAACAAGUGACAGACGCAGGAGCUGAGAGAGUCGCAGCCAACUGGAGCUACGAUUUGGGAUAUUUUACUGGGAGGCUGUCCGACGCGUACAAGGACGCAGGAAGAAGGCUGCAGGGUACGCGGGACGUCAUCCUGAAUGUUCGAGCUGGUGACAUGAAGGUUGUUCUCUCACAGUAUGUGACCAAGAUGUCCAAAGAGCUGCCGCUGAUCCAUCGAAUGCAGCUGAAACCGGAACCAGAACCUUGUGUCCUUCCAGAAAACAAAGUCAGUUCAGUCGAUGUGUCGAUGGAUCGCAGCCUGAGUCUUCCUCAGACCUGCAGCACGCCUGUGAUCCCGGGCGUCUCCGGGUGGCCCGAAGGCUCCGUGUCGUCCCUCAGAAACACUUGUCCCGAGGUGUUUCAUCAGAACCUGGUCCAGAUGCCACCAGCCUUGUCUCAGCUACGGUCACUUUCAUCCCAGACAAUUCUAGAAAAGUUAGAAUCUCUCGCUCCUCAAAUCAAACUCAACAACCUCCUGAGUAUCUUCUGGAUCCAAACCGCCAACCGCGAGCAGCCGAUCCCACAGCCGGGCUGCUUGCUCUUAUCAGAACAGGACAUAACGGUGCUGUCGAGUAAAUUCAGUUCAGGCGACACCUUGGCUGUCUUCCACCAUUUUAAUCUCAUGGAGAUUAAGAAGGUCCAGAUCAGCUUGGCAGGGCAGCACGUCCGCCUCAUCGGCGGCACCGAGGACGCGGUCUUGUCCGUCUUUACCCACAGCAGAGAUCUGACCCAGGAGUUCUGCAGGGCCUUACUGAAGGUCCUGACUGCUGAAGAGCUCCCUGCAGGGGCUGAAGAUCACCCGCUGCUCUCCGGUGACCUCAUGGCGCUCUCUCUGGAUUGGUCGUCGAGUGUUCCCGACAUCGUCCUGGACAGCGGCCUUCACAUCACCUCCAGAUUUAAGCGGGUCCUGGCAGACCUCCUCUACAUCGUCCACGGGAACAUGGACGGUCCUGGGAAACCCUCUCUGGCCAACAUCUGUCCUCUGCUCUACACGAGCGUCAAGCUCAUGAACUCGACCCGUCUGCAUCAGAGCGCCAUCGUCCAGUUCCUCCUGACGGACACUCACGUAGCUCUUCUCCGUGAGGACGGCGUGUUUCACCCGGUGCCCCGGGGCACCAGUCUGGUCCCGUCACAGCCCCAGUUUCGAGGGCUGGAACUCCGGAAGCGUUCAGAGAUCAGAUGUCUGCUCGUGAGGCGGAGUGACGACUGGCUGGUGGUAGAAAUCACGUUUACAACCAACAAGCCGGAGAGGAAGGUGGAGUCCAGACGAGGCUCGGCGGAGGUGCCGUCCGUCUCUCAUCGCAGGAGUCAGUGCCACUCCUGGAAUUUAUCUUUUGGAUGCACUGCAGAGGCCAUGAUCCUGAUCAACCACCUGAGUGCCUGAGACACACGACUGAUUCACUGAUUCAGGCUGUUUCACCUCAACGUGUUCAAGUGAAAUUAAAAGUUGACUGCCAGAUACUUUCUAUGUGUAUUUAAGGAUUAUUAAAGGGAAAGUUCACCCACAAAUGUAACCUCGGUCAUCCUCUCCUGGGGUGAAGUGUGUAGAUGAAGAAAUGUUUUGUGGACUAAGAAACUUCAUUCACUGGGGAAAGAGUUCAGAGGCAUCGUGUGUGAAGUAACGACGCAUCUGAAAGUAUUUUAAGAUAUUUUUAAACAUUUUAAAAAUGUCUGAUAAUUGAAUGUGUGAUUUUUGUCUGUUUUUGUGUUUAGAGAUGAUGAACCGUGUCGACCUGUAUGAACUGUGAUCUGUAGUUUAGAUGAACGAUGAAGAUAAUCAGCUUCUUGUUUGAUUGUUGGUCUGAUGUGGUUUAAAGGGAGAAUCUUGAAGUUCGUUCUGCACUUUGCAAAGAUUGAUUUAGAUCUGAUGACUUGAUUUGUCAACAUGUGACCAGACUACAGAUGAUUAUUGUGUAUUUUGAGGACUGAUGUUUAAUGUCUCUUGUGUGAUGAUACGCAGUGAGAACGUUUAGAAUAAUAAAUAAUAAUAAAGUUUGAAGUUUGCACGAUU